UUCGACGUCUUCUCCGUUUCAACCAAGAGCGGCGGAGGUGUGCAGUGAAAGUGGGAAGUUAGUUUUACUCAGUGACACUGACACUUGACGAAAUGGCUGAAGACAACAGUUAUGAAUCGAUUCUUUGUGUGAAGCAAGAAGUUCACGUAUACCGGAUUCCGCCACGGGCGUCCAACCGUGGAUAUCGUGCUGCUGACUGGAAGCUGGAUGAACCCGCUUGGAGUGGGAGAAUGAAAAUCACUGCAAAAGGAAAGCUUGCCAACAUCAAAUUGGAGGAUAAAAAUACAGGAGAGCUUUUUGCCCAGGCUCCAGUUGAACAGUAUCCGGGCAGUGUAGUUGAAGCCGUCACAGACUCCAGCAGGUACUUUGUGAUCCGGAUAGAGGAUGGAAAUGGCCGUCACGCUUUUAUCGGUCUGGGCUUCGCUGAUCGGGGAGACUCCUUCGACUUCAACGUUGCUUUGCAAGACCAUUUUAAGUGGGUGAAGCAAGAAGGUGAGCUGGCCAAAAUGGAAGCAACCCAGAGUGACGCGCCAAAGCUUGACCUUAGUUUCAAGGAGGGGCAGACCAUCAAGAUCAGCAUCGGGAACAUCAAGAAGAAGGAUGCAUCUGGGACUAAGCCGCGCCCUGUGGCUGGAGGUCUGCUCCCACCACCGCCAGGCAUCAAGGCCGGAGGCGUCAUCCCACCUCCUGGCAGCCAGCACACAGUCACACCUGCGCAACAGCAAACAAACUUAUCCCCUUUUUUAGAUUUUGGGUCCUCUGUCCCUGAAACCCAACCCAGCGCUGACUUGUGGGGGGAUUUUACAUCUGCAGGUUCUAACUCCAGUAAAGAUGCUGUAAAAUCAGGCUGGGUGCAGUUCAGCUGAUUGAGACAAAUGUGCACGCAUUCUGGUUGCAUACAUUCCACGGAAGGGAUCAUUGUGUGGGGAAGAAAAAGAAGAAGUGGGAAUUGUAGGAAACUGGUCUGAUGAACUCACAGCACGCACCCUGUGAGGGUCACGUACCAACUUGCUCUGGAGGGGAAAAAAAGGUCAUUAUGUACAUUUAAAAUCAUCCUUUUUCAUUCCUCUAUAGAGUAGGAUUCCUCUCUGUGCUUUUAGUUGUGGGGUAAUGACAAACUAUGUGAUGGUUGGAGUUACUUCCCUCCAUUUUUGCGUUAAAUCAAUCAGCAUCUUAUUUUUUAGGACCAUUUCUCGGAAUCCCUUGAUAAUCUGUGCAGAAUCAAAUCCGAUGUAUAUUUUUCCCGCAGUCAUACUUUUCCUGUCACACUUUUUACUUUUCAGAUAUGGAGAGGUAAACAGUUUUUCUUGAAUUAUUAUUUCGUUUUAGUUGAAUUCUUGUUUAUUAUUGGGAUUGUAUGAAUGGGGACCUGCAAUACUGAGCUCAUCAGUGGCUAAAUUGCUAUUUUGAUUAAUAGUUUUGCAUGCCCCCUUUAACAUCAAUAUAAAAGACUUUUAAGCAUGAAUACCAUUUCAUGUUUUCAAGUUUGCCUUUGUUUACCCCAGAUGUUUUUGUCCUUUUAAUGUGCCUUUUACCCCCAAAAAUGUCCUCAGUCGUAUUCAAAGUUGCACUAUUUAAUUAAGUGCCUCUCUGAAAAAAAAAUGCAUAAAAUGUGAACCUCUUUGUAAAUAAACAGUAUAUUUCAUGUUCUGUUUGUCUCUCGUUAAUAAAAUGCUUUAAUUUGA
Hippocampus zosterae (dwarf seahorse) is the source of this 1685-nucleotide messenger RNA. It is a transcript of the gene necap2, whose product is annotated as NECAP endocytosis associated 2. The transcript is spliced from 8 exons. Lineage: Eukaryota; Metazoa; Chordata; Actinopteri; Syngnathiformes; Syngnathidae. Bases 93 to 866 code for a protein of 257 amino acids. Gene Ontology annotation, biological process: endocytosis. The record is from RefSeq and is a predicted model, not a curated record. Gene Ontology annotation, cellular component: membrane; clathrin vesicle coat.